Corythoichthys intestinalis (scribbled pipefish) is the source of this 8562-nucleotide messenger RNA. RefSeq lists its product as uncharacterized. NCBI's taxonomy places the organism in Eukaryota, Metazoa, Chordata, Actinopteri, Syngnathiformes, Syngnathidae. Bases 17 to 8473 code for a protein of 2818 amino acids. The record is from RefSeq and is a predicted model, not a curated record. The transcript has 5 exons. Gene Ontology annotation, biological process: DNA repair; telomere maintenance. Gene Ontology annotation, molecular function: ATP hydrolysis activity; DNA helicase activity.
AUCAUAGCGGCGUACAAUGGGGUCAAGGUCGUAUGUUGUCCCUGGCAAGAGAAAAAAGCUUCAGCAGCAGCCUGUGGUGAGAGACUGCUUCAUCCCACUGAACCCUGUCUGGUUCAGCCAUGGUCUGCUUGAGGAGAUGGACAAAUGUACUCCAUUAGCUUUUCAGCAACCAGAAUUGUCAGUUGUUGGAAGACAUAAUACGUUAGCAUGUAAGAAGCAGGGAUCCAGGUUGCCUGAAAUGAAGCAGAGUGGCGAUGAAGAAGAGACAGGGGCAGUACUGAGACCUGUGGAUCUGCGGUCCAAACGGGAUGUGACAGUGGAGAGGGCCACAUCCAGUGCUGUCGUUAAGUUACCUGGGCUGUGUGGUGUGAAGGUGCAGUGUGUUGAGGAUUGUAGUUUGCAAAGAGACAAGAAAGGUAAGACAAAGUCUGUUGUUCCUGUUAGGCUUUGUGGUAUAGAGAGGUCAGUUAGGGGGAGUUUUCACCAGGGAGACUCCCGGUUUGAAUAUGGAGGUGUUCAGUGUAUGGCUAUUAGUCUAGUAGCUGUCGCCAAACACACUACCCACAGUGUGUUUUCAUGGAAGUCAUGUGACCUUGAUGAGGUAGUAACUUUGGGUGAUGAGUUGUAUUCUUUUCUGAGAAAGAAUAAUAAGAUCAGUGGAGGAUCUGAGUUUCUAUGUGUUCCAGAUUUACCCAAGCAGCAGGUGAUUAAUGGAAAGAGUUUUGAGUUAGAAUUUGGUGAUUUUGUGACUGGUGAUGUAAAUGUGGUUAGUGGAGAGCUUGUUGAUGCAGGAGUGUUGACUCCUUUAAAGGAUGGUUUGGCCCAGAUUUGUGGAAAGUAUGACACUUGCUUUAUGACACUGAAUAGCAAUACUUGUGCAAUAAUUAAGCAAAAUGGAAUGUAUGCAGUGGUAGAUAGUCAUGCUCGUAAUGCAGAUGGGAUGGUUGAUGGAAAUGGAUUUAGUGUUGUAGUGGUGUACAGGUGUCUUGAUGUUGUGUGGGAGCAUUUUUUGAAGUGUGCAAAUAUGAUGAACAAAAGGGAGAACCUUUUUGAGAUAGCAGGUGUGCGCGUCAUUCCCACAACUCCCUCUGUCAAUUCUCCAUUGGUGUUUGGAUCUUCAGUCAUACACAAUGAGAAAGGAAUAUCUUCCACUACUGAUUUUGUAGAGGAUGUGUAUAUCAGUAAUGUUACAGAAAAAGAACAACAAUUUCUUCCUUUGAGGGAGAAUGUAGCACAACUGUUGUGUAGACAGUUAAAUAUUGAAAUAGAAAAGGUUGAUGCACUAUCUACUGAAGUUGGCGUUUUAGGUAAGCCUUGUAGAAAUGAGAAAGUAGUUGAUGAUGGGAAUAGUUUUUUCAGAGCAGUCAGUCAGGUUGUCAGUGGUACGCAGAAGUAUCACAGGAAGAUUAGACUUGCAGUUGUGAAGCAGAUAGAAAGAAAUGCAGUGUUGUACAAGGGUCUUCUGAGAAGUGAGUAUUCCUCUGUUGCAGAAUAUUUGACAAAUGCAAGAAUGCGUUAUGUUGGUAGUUGGGCUACAGAAGUGGAGAUUCAAGCUGCUGCAGACUGUUUAGAAAUGAGUAUAUUUAUAUAUCAUCAGGAUCGCUGGAUUGAAUAUAGUUGUCGUGCGAGGCAGUGUUUCAAUCAGGCACUGUAUUUAGAAUAUGUUAAUGGAAAGCAUUAUGAAAAUGUAACAUGUGUUCAUAUGCCACAGACUCAGAAGUGUUAUGGCUAUUGUGCAGUAUACACAACGUCAUCAGGGUACAACAUCAGACGACAGAGUACGGCAGAGCGCAGUGUGGUUGAUUCAAAGUGUUUGAGUUCAGUUGUCAGUAGUGUGCGCGUCAUUCCCACAGCUCCCAGGGAUAACUCCACAGUGCUGUUUGGAUCUUCUGUAAAACAGACAGAGCAAAGAACAUUGUCCUGUACUGAUGUUCCAGAUGUUGUCUUUAUCAGUGAUGUCAGACAAAAAGAACAAGAAUUUCAUCCUUUGAGGGAGAAUGUUGCACAAGUGCUGUGUAAACAGUUAAGUAUUGAAUUAGAAAAGGGUGAUGCAAUAUCUACCCAGGUUGGACUUUUAGGUAAGCCUUGUCAAAAUGAGAAAGUAGUUGAUGAUGGGAAUUGUUUCUUCAGAGCAGUUAGUCAAGCUGUCAGUGGUACGCAGAAGUAUCACAGGAAGAUUAGACUUGCUGUGGUAAAGCAGAUAGAAAGAAAUACAGUGUUGUAUCAGAGUCUUCUGAGAAGUGAGUAUUCCUCAGUAGGUGAAUACUUGAGCACUUCAAAAAUGCAUUAUGUUGGUAGUUGGGCUACAGAAGUGGAGAUUCAAGCUGCUGCAGACUGUUUAAGAAUGAGUAUAUUUACAUAUUAUAAGGAUUGCUGGAUUGAAUAUAUGUGUAGUGGGAAGCAGUUGUCCAAUGAAGCAUUGUAUUUAGAAAAUGUAAAUGGCAAGCAUUAUGAAAAUGUAGUGUGCGUUCAUCUGCCACACACUCAGAAGUGUUAUGGCUAUUGUGAAGUAUAUACAACAGCAUCAGGGUACAAUAUGAGACAACAGUGUACGCGAGAGAGCAGUGUAGUAGUUUCAAAGGGUGUGACUUUCGUUGUAAGUAGUCAAGUAGAAGUUGAAGAUGUGGACAGAGGAAAGCGUAGUGAUGCUGUUUGUCUGUCCAGUUAUUUAAAAAGCAAGUAUAAGAAGCAUAAAAGAAUCAAUUAUCAGGAAGAUGUAUUGUUGAAGCAGAAAUGUAGUAAAAAAAACAAAAUAUCCUAUUAUUUAAAUCGAGACCAUGUGCAGACUAAGAAUAAGCAUAAAUAUCAUGUAGAUAGAAUUUAUCAGGAAAAACAAAAAGAAAGGAGUAAUGCAAGAGGUGUUCGGAAAUAUAAGGAGGAUGUCUUACAUAGACAGAGUGAACAGAAAAAGAGUAUAAGAAAAUAUAAAGAGAACAUUGUACACAGAGAGGAGGUACAGAAACGGAGUAUAAGGAAAUAUAAAGACAAUGUUUUACACAGAGAGGAGGUACAGAAACGGAGUAUAAGGAAAUAUAAGGAAGAUGUUUUGCAUCGAGAGAAAGUGAAGAAGAUGAGUAAAAGUAAAUAUACAUCUCAGCUUCUGCACAGGCAGAACGUCAAGGCUUAUAGCAAAGCUAAGUAUAAAGGCAGUUUUGAGCAUCGAAAGCGUGUUGGAGAUGCAAACAGGUUGAAAAGGCAAGAAAUGAAAGAAAAAUCCAAAGAGUUGGAGUUUGUCAUGAAAGGUUUUUUAGAGAAGGUCAAGGACGGCCCAGAAUUUGUUUGCUGUGUUUGUCAAAGAUUGUUGUUUAAAAAUCAAGUGUUAGGUGGCAAAGUAGAUGAUUACUUGAAAAGAAAAGCAUUUGCUUCAGUAGCACAGAAGUGUAUUAGUGAGGAGUAUUUACACAAAUGUAGUGGAAAGUGUGAAUUGUCGUGUAAGUAUAUAGAAACAGGAAGAGGUCAACUUUGGAUUUGUUAUAGUUGUCAUAAUAAAAUGAAUAAAGGUGAGGUUCCACCUGAGAGUAUAAUGAAUAAUCUAGAACUGGAGCCUAUUCCAGCAGAAUUAGCUUGUUUGAAUAGUUUAGAACAGCAUUUGAUCGCGUUACAUAUUCCAUUCAUGAAGAUAUUAGCGUUGCCUAAAGGUGGGCAAAAUGGAGUUCAUGGUCCUGUUACUUGUGUUCCUGCUAAUAUUGUGCAGACUGAUAACUUACUUCCUCGUAGUCAAAUGGAAGGUUCUUUAAUAGGAGUUAAGUUGAAGCGAAAAUUGACAUAUAAAGGACAUUAUGAAUAUAAAUUUGUUGAUAGUGUGCGUGUUAGACACGCGUUGCAGUAUCUUAAACAUAAUAAUAAGUAUUACAAAGACAUAGAAUUUAAUAAGGAAUGGCUUAACACAUUUUGUAAGGAAACAGAAGUGAAAAUUGCAGGGGAUGAAGGUGAUGGGCGUGUAGAAAGUCAAGAAGCAUCUCCAGAUUUGGUUGAAGAUGAGCUGUUGCAUGACAGGCAACAACACUGUAUGUUUCAAGACACUUGUCUCAUGCCAGUAGACAUUGGUCAGGAAGUGCUAGAUCAGUAUGUUGAUAAUGUUUUAAAUGUAGCUCCAGGUGAGGGAAACAACCCAGUGAAAUUGCUGUCAGAUAUGACAAAUGAAGCAAAGUGCUUUCCAGUAUUAUUUCCUCGGGGAAUGAACACAUUUCAUGAAUGUAGGCAGCAGAGAUUAACAUUGGCACGUUAUUUUAACAACAGAAUUUUGCACGCUGAUGGUAGAUUUGCACGUAAUGUAGAAUACAUAUUCUAUGCUCAGUACAUGUCCGAGUUACAACAAGUUAUUUCAAAUGUGUCAAUAGCAUUAAGAAAAGGAAAGGGGAGGUCAGAUUUCCAAAGAGUUGAUGUUAACAUUUUAAAUGAUGAUGCAUUUUUCCAAAAUCUGUUAGAGUUUGACAAUGGGUAUCGUUUUCUGAAACCUAUUAGAGGGACUCCUGCAUUCUGGCAGGCAGCACAGAGUGAUUUGUUGGCGUGUGUUCGACAGCUGGGCGUUCCUACUUGGUUUUGUUCAUUUUCCUCUGCUGACAUGCGUUGGCAAAAUCUUGUUGGUAGCAUUUUAAUGCAGGAAGGUCGAACAGAAACACUGGAACAGUUAGAGUGGGCUGAGAGGUGUGAGCUUUUGCGUGACAAUCCUGUGACUGCAGCAAGAAUGUUUGAUUUCCGUUGGCAUUGUUUCUUAAGGGAGGUUCUCAUGUCUCCAGCAGAACCAAUAGGGAAAAUCAAAGACUACUUUUACCGCAUAGAAUUUCAACAGCGUGGUUCUCCUCAUGUUCAUUGUUUGUUCUGGAUAGAGAAUGCCCCAAUGAUUGAUAAAAACACAGAUGAAGAGGUUGUGGCAUUUAUUGACAAGUAUGUCACUUGUGAGCUGCCAACAGAUGACAAAGAGUUAUUAGACAUAGUGACAAAUGUACAGCAACAUUCAAAACGACAUACAAAAACUUGUCGAAAGAAGAACACAGUGUGUCGUUUUAAUUUUCCCAGACCACCAUCAUACAGAACAUUUAUAUGCCAUGACAAAAGAGUUGAAAAUAAGGAAAUGUGCAGGUGUGACAUGAAAAAGAUAGAUGAUAAAACACCCUGUGAGUGUAAAAAAGACAAAGUUUCCAAAGAGAAAGCAGCAACAAUCCUGGGCUCAGUAAAAAAGGCGCUUUCCGAUGAGACCAAAAUGUUUGAAAGUGUGGAGCAUUUGUUUCAGAGUGUAGGUGUCAGUCAGAAAGGUUUUGAGGAGGCCUAUAAAUGCUGUGCUCGAGGUACACAAAUAGUAAUGAAAAGACAGAUGAAUGAAGUUUGGAUCAAUCAGUACAGUAAGGCACUUUUAAAAUGCUGGAAUGCUAACAUGGACAUCCAGUUUGUUGCAGAUGCGUAUGCAUGUGUGGUUUACAUCAUUUCUUAUAUCUCAAAAGCAGAGAGAGAAAUGGGAUUGUUGUUGGGGAAUGCACAAAGAGAAGCAGCUGGAGGCAAUGUGAGUGCAAAAGAAGCCUUAAAGAACCUCGGCAGUGUUUACCUGCACAACAGAGAUGUGUGUGCUCAGGAGGCUGUUUACAGGUUGACACCAAAUUUGCAUCUGAAGGAAUGUUCAAGGAAGGUUGUGUUUGUUCCGACAGGGGAUAAUGUGGUCAAAAUGAGUCUGCCUUUAAGUGUAUUAAAGAAAAAGGCUGCAUCACAUGAUCUUACCUCUGAAAACAUGUGGAUGACUAGUUUGGUUGAGCGUUACAAGAAUAGGCCAGAUGAUGCUGUCUUUACUGACAUGUGUCUGGCAAAGUUUGUUUCCGAAUAUCGUAUUCUGAGCAAGAACGAGAAAUCGCAAAUACAGAUAAGAUUGAAAAAUGAUUGUGGAUUUGUGACGAAAAGAAAUAGAACGCAGCCUGCUGUUGUUCGGUACAUGCGCGUUUCAGAAACCAAAAAUCCAGAAAUAUUUUAUCGUAGUAUCAUGCAGUUGUUCCUUCCUUAUCGUGCAGAUGUGGAGUUGAAACCAUCCAAAUGUGAAACUUUUGAACAGUUUUACAAGAAUGGGCAGGUAAGGUUUUUUGAUGGGUCCAGACACACAGUGAAGGUAGUUGUCGACAGCAAUAGAAGCACAUUUGAAUUUGAAGCAGAGAAGCUGGAUGACAUUCAAAAGUCCAUUGAAAACAACGGUGCAUUGGAAGAUGCCUGGUGUGAGUUGUGUCCUGAGCAGGAAUUAGAGCGUUUAGAGACUCUGCAGAUGAGGACUGAAGAGGAACACCCAGAUGUGGAACAUGUAGAAUGCAUUCCUGAUUUAGCAGUCAAUUGUCGACAAGUGUCCAAUUUAGAAAAGAGAAACAUCUUGUCGAGAAAAGAGGGUUUGGCAUUGAUUAGAUGUUUGAAUGAUGCGCAACGUUGUAUUUUUUAUCAUAUUAGACAAUGGUGCAUUCAAAAAGUAUUAGGGGAAAAACCGGCGCCAUUGCAUGUGUUUAUUACGGGUGGUGCUGGUACUGGAAAAAGCCAUUUAAUCAAGGCCAUCCAGUAUGAGGCAACAAGAUUGUUGUCUACUAUAUGUACCCAGCCUGAUAGUUUGUGUGUUUUAUUGACAGCUCCGACAGGUAUUGCUGCUUUUAAUAUUCAGGCAUCAACAAUCCAUACGACUUUCCACAUUGGAAAGGAUGUACGCUUACCGUAUACUCCUUUGGGUGAAGAGAAGUUAAAUUCUCUCCGUGCAAAAUACAAGGAUCUGAAGAUGUUAAUCAUUGAUGAGAUCUCCAUGGUUGAUCACAGGUUGUUAACAUAUAUUCAUGGGAGACUGAGACAAAUUAAACAAAGUGGUGAUUUUGCCCCAUUUGGAAAUGUUAGUGUCCUUGCUGUAGGGGACUUUUACCAGCUGUCUCCUGUUCAAGGUAAACCCCUGUAUGUUACCGAUGCAGGUGUGAACUUAUGGUCCAAUUUAUUUAAGGUUGUGGAACUGAACACUGUUGUCAGGCAGCAAGAUCAGUUGUUUGCGGAGUUAUUGAACAGAAUCAGAACUCGGUCUAAAGGAACUCCUAUGCUAGUCAGUGAUAUUGAGAGCCUUAAGCAUUGUGAAAGUGGUGAAGACAGCGCAGCGUUGCAUAUCUUUGCAACAAAUAAACAAGUUAAUCAACACAAUAUUCAAGUGUUACUCAGGACUUGCCCUGAAUAUGUUAAAAUAGAAGCACAAGAUUUUGUUCAUAACAAGAAAACCGGGAGGCUUGAGUUGAUUAGUGGACAUCAUGCAAAUGUAUAUAAGACAUGUUUGGAGGACAGUCUACUAUUGGGAAUCAAUGCACGUGUUAUGUUAUGCAAGAAUGUGGAUGUGGUGGAUGGUCUGGUAAAUGGGGUGUGUGGCACUGUGACACAUAUUGUGUCCUCUGAAAAUAAGUUUCCUCAAAGGGUGUAUGUGAAGUUUGAUAAAGAUGAGGUUGGCUCACAGAGGAGGAAACAAUCAUCUACGGCUUCUGUUGAUUUGAGGGCUUCUACAUACAUUGAGCCAGAAGAGGAAAAGGUCACCAAUAAAGGUGGAGUACGUCGACAAUUUCCAUUGAAACUAGCUUGGGCGUGUACAGUCCAUAAAGUACAGGGCCUCACAGUAGACAGUGCUGUGGUGUCUUUGAAGAAGAUAUUUUCAGCAGGACAAGCAUAUGUAGCUUUAAGCCGCGUGAGAACUGUGUCAGGAUUAAUUAUUCAAGACUUUGCAGAGGAACGCAUUUACUGUAAAGACAAUAUUAAGGAGGCAAUUCAGAGGAUGGCUCCUUUAUUUGUGGAACCAGCACCAAGCCAACCACAUAGUUUCUCGGUGUUUUUGAUGAAUGUGCAAGGCCUGACUGAGCAUGUGGCAGAUUUAAGUAUGUGCACACAGCACUUACAGCCUAACUGUCUUGCUGUAACAGAAACAUGGCUGCCAGACCUUCCAGCAUCUGAGAUCAUAAAGAUUGAUGGCUAUAGUUUUCACAGCUGUCCACGAAGUUCGUCAUACUCUGGCAACAAUUCAGUGUCAAAAAAAUUGCAAUCCCAACAACAUGGAGGUGUUGGCGUAUUUAGUGCAAACAAUGUCACAUUUGACAUAAUUGAAGUACCACAUUUCAAUUUGGAGUGUGCAGUUAGCAAAUAUGUUCAUCAUGAUAUAUUAGUUGUUGUCAUGUAUCGGCCUCCCUCUUAUCCCUUGUGUUUGUUUAAAGAGCAUCUGAGCAAGUUAUUGGAUUGGUUGGAUCCACAAUGUAAGACCAUUGCUGUCAUGGGAGAUUUUAAUGAUGACAUUCUAAAGUCCUCGAGUGUGUGUAAAUGUGUUGAAGAUAGGGGUUAUGUUCAACUAGUGACCAAGGCCACAACAGAAAGAGGCACAUUGAUUGACCAUGUGUAUGUAAAAACAACACGGUAUGAGGUUGAAUCAUCAGUAGUACCUACCUACUUUGGUGACCAUGAGGGCAUUGUUAGUCAUUUUAGGGACAAAAAAGAAAUGAAGUAAUGAAAUAUAGAAAUAAGAAAGUAAAAAUACAUAUAAAUAAGAACAUAUAUAGUAGUUGGAUAACAGAAGGUUCUUUUUACUACAUUACA